Plodia interpunctella (Indianmeal moth) is the source of this 5696-nucleotide messenger RNA. RefSeq names its product Pellino (gene Pli). Gene Ontology annotation, molecular function: protein binding; ubiquitin protein ligase activity. Bases 386 to 1684 code for a protein of 432 amino acids. The transcript is spliced from 10 exons. Gene Ontology annotation, biological process: regulation of Toll signaling pathway; protein polyubiquitination. The record is from RefSeq and is a predicted model, not a curated record. NCBI's taxonomy places the organism in Eukaryota, Metazoa, Arthropoda, Insecta, Lepidoptera, Pyralidae.
UUUGUUACGAUUGCUGCUGAAUGAAGUUGACGCUAUUCCUUCCACAAACACAUUUUUAUUUUAGUUUGUGUUUAUGCGAUUACUGCUAAAACAGUGAAAUUAAUAAAACGUUGUGCAUUGUUAUAUAAAAUUUCUAAUUGCGACGAAAGUGAGGUGUGCUUUAUAAAGAUUUGAUAUCUUUUCAUGUUUCCAAAAGUGAAGUGUAUAAUCGAGGUUUAUGGAAUAAUGAGGAGCAGUGCGUUUAUCGCUUUUUAGCGAUGUGUGAUUUUAAUAAAUUAAGUUGACGGUGGCUUGAUAAAAUUAAUGGUGUUUUUUACUUCGUCAGUGUCAUUUGUAACGAAUAGUUCAAAUCAUAGGGUCCACGAACGAACAGACGGAUUCUACCAUGGUCGUAAAACGUGCUGCGGACAGUGCGGACUCACCCAUACUUGAGGAGGCCGGCGAGAGUGGUUCCGAACAGAAACCCAAACCGCUGGUCAAAUAUGGCGAGCUGGUCAUACUCGGCUACAACGGUUCACUGCCCGCUGGCGAACGCGGCCGGCGACGCAGCAAGUUCGUGCUGUAUCGGCGGCCCGUGGCCAACGGCGUGCGUCGUUCCAAGCACUAUGUGGUCAAGACCCCGCACAGCAGCAAGGCCAUCCUCGACGCCAGCCAGCACUCCAUCUCCUACACCCUCAACCGCAACCAGGCCGUCAUUGUCGAGUACACGGAAGAUCCGGACACAGAUAUGUUUCAGAUUGGCAGAUCAUCAGAGCCACCAAUCGACUUCGUAGUGAUGGACACAGUCGCCGGCGACAAGACGGGCGACACGAAAGUCUUGCAAAGCACGAUAUCACGAUUCGCUUGCAGAAUCAUAGCGGACAGGAACGAUGUGAACAACUGCCGCAUCUACGCGGCCGGCUUCGACUCCUCUAGGAAUAUCUUUCUUGGUGAGAAAGCGACAAAAUGGACAGAGAACCACGAAAUCGACGGGCUCACAACGAACGGCGUUCUCAUCAUGCAUCCCAGAGGGGACUUUUGUGGAGGGAACGCGACCUCGGAGCCCUGGAGGGAGACCUCCGUGGGUGGCGCCGUCUUCUCGCUAAGGGAGAGCCGCUCCGCACAGCAGAAGGGUUUGCCGUGUCAAUCGGAGACGAACGUGCUGAGAGACGGCACCAUGAUAGACUUGUGUGGAGCCACGCUCUUAUGGAGAAGCGCAGAGGGACUCAAAAAUUCGCCGACAAAACGUGUAUUGGAGACACUAGUGGACGAGCUGAAUGCAGGCCGGCCUCAGUGCCCGGUGGGGCUCAACACGCUGGUGAUCCCGCGCAAGCUGUCCUCGCACCACCAGGACCUCAACCAGCCCUACGUCUACCUCAACUGUGGACACGUGCAAGGUGAGCACUCGUGGGGCGCGGACGGCAGCGAGGCGGGCACCCGCCGCUGCCCCAUGUGCCUGACGGCCGGGCCCGUGGUGCGCGUCUGCAUGGGCAUCGAGCCCGCCUUCUACGUGGACUCCGGCCCGCCCGGCUACGCCUUCAACCCCUGCGGGCACAUGGCCUCCGAGAGGACUGUCAAAUACUGGGCCACGGUGGAUAUCCCGCACGGCACGAACGGGUUCCACGCGAUCUGCCCGUUCUGCGCGGCGCCGCUCGAGGGCUCGCCCGGCUACGUGCGGCUCAUCUUCCAGGACAACCUCGACUGAAGCGGAGAUUCGUGACACGUGUCACUGGAGACGAAGCAGUGUGAAUCACGUGGUCAGUUUGUAUGUGGCUCUGUUACUGUCUCCACAAUGUCCAUAACAUAUUUCCGAUCUAUAAAGCGUGUAUGUUCUAUUUACGUGUUGUAUUUGGCCGUUAGCCCUGUUUGGUUUACUUAUCAUUUAUGAUACCGCCGUCUCGUUAAAAUGGCGUUGUAAUAAUACCCACAAAGUAUACAAGUAAUAUAAAAAAAAAUUCAUUGAAGAUCCUGAUUUUAUACACCGAUUUUGAAUGAUUCGUGGAAUGGGGCGGCAAAAAAAAUCUUAUGAUUUUUUUUUUGCUAUUUAGAAUUAGUCCUAUAGCUAAAUCCUGCAGUGUUUCAUAUAAUAAAUAGAUGGAUAAAUCAUGGCAUCUUGUUUUUAUUUCAUGACCACAACGCUUUAUAUAUUGGAAAUGUAUACAUAAUUUAAGCCAAUGACGCACCGACGGUAAACUAAGGAAUCUCACGUACGUAGCUUCCAAAAUGCACGUGUAAACUUUUUACAAUCAUUAUAUUAUUUUCAUUAUAACUUUAAACAAAUGUUUAAAGAAGGUAUGGCGUAUAGAACGAUUUAAAUAUCAACGGAAGAAGUCUAUUCCAUAAUCAUUUAAACUGUUAUUUUUUUUAUUUGUUCUUAUUGUUUUUUUUGGUAAAAUAAUUCUAAGGUAUACUAUUUCAUAAGGUUACAUUGACAAGCAAUAUAUCAUGCUGCCUCACAAUCGUUGAAUAAUCGCAUACGGAUACACAUAAUAGUCUAAUCCUGUUGAAACAGUAAUAUUCUCUAUACGCCUUUUAUACUAAAGUUGAUUAUGGAUUGAGAAAAUUAAUAUGAAAUGUAAUAUUUAAGGAAAGGCUAUAUUUUACGUUCAAAAUGGUGUCUGUAUGUUUGAAUAAGCUAUAAUUAUUUAUUGGUUCAUUCGUGUAUAAACUUGACGAAGACGUAUAAAGAAAUAUGUAUUGAAAUGUUUUGUACAUCGCUAUAACGAGGUCAGUGUGUGAAUGAUAAGCGUAACUGUUCUCAAAUACCUCCAAAUUAUUUUGCGCGCAAUUUAUUGAUGUUGGAUAUACAUAAGGUUCUAUGAAUUGUAUAGCUCGUUCAUUGCUGUGUAGAAAGAAUUUCGUACAACACACUGAGCUUGUCGCAUAAGUAUUCCAGAAGAGAAUGCAAGAUUUCGAAUCGUCAAUACGCGAUAUAUUGUAUUCUACAUUGACACAAUCUUUUGUAUAUUCAUUUAGUACAGUCAACUGCAUAUCAAGCUGCCCUGCAUGGAACUAGGUGGAGGUAAUCAAUCAGUCUAAAAUAUUUAGUAUUUUAGACUGAUUGAUUACCUCCAGAAAUAACCAUCCAUAACGCUGUGAAUUUUGUUAUAUGCAGUCGACUGUACUGUAAGUUGGCUGUUCGAAAUUGUGUUUGUUUGAGACAUAGCAUGUUUAAAAAAUAUUUUAUCAGACAAUAUUUUUCAACUAACGUGCAUAGAGACAGAUCAUAAUGUGUCUUAUUUUAAUAAAGGCAAAUGUCUUAUUAGAGUUUACAUUCGUGGCUCACUAUAGAUUUUAUAACGAUUUAAAACGUUGAAUAUAGCAACACCGCCCUUAUGUGAUAAGUGAAGAUGCAUAUGGAACAUUUAGUCGGUUCGUGUAAAUAUUUAUUAUGCUAACUCCUAUGCCUUAGUGUUAGUAAUUUAUGUUGAGUGUUUCUGUAGCGUGUGAAAUGCUUUAUAGCGUAAUACAGCCUUAGCCUUAGACACAAGCCAAAUAAAAGACAUAAAAACUAAAUUACUGGCCUAAAAUAUAGCUCUUCUUUUUUCGAGUAAAAAAAGAAAGUUCUAUUUUCGAAUUUGUCAUUUAUUUUUAUGUCUGUAUUUGGCGAAACGUUUUUUUUAUUGUUUGGCUUAGCAUAGUCGUCAUUUGAGACAUGAUCCUAAAAUUAAUCGUCUCCCACAAAAUAUCCGACGAUUUUCAUCUAUCGUGAUAGCAAUGCCAUGUAUAUUGUUUAUAAACAGUUAUACUAAUAAGCGUUUGUAUUAGAUUGUAAUAAUUUGAACUUUCACUCUAUCUAAUAAAUAUUUUGUGUGGAGUUUGUGUAAGAUGAAAUGUUGACGGUAAACUGCUUGAUAGACGGCGCUGUUGUGCUAUAUUGUUUAUAUGCAAUUUUCGAUUUACAAGUAUUUCAAACCAGAAAAAAUAUUAAUGACCGAUGAUAUAGUGCAACAGUCCACUUAAAUGUAUCGUCAAUAAUUAUAUUUAUACUGGAAUGUUGAACUUACAAUGUAGAAAUGUUAAAGAGUUCUUUAAUCAGUUGAUAUAAGCUAACAGUGGUAAUCUUUAAUAUAGUCUCUGUUAUAAUGAGAAAAAUUUACCUUACCACAACAAUAAGCGGGUCCGUAACCAUAAAAGUACUGGUUUAGUCUGGAGGCCAUUUUUUCCUUGUAGUCCAACUGAGUAGUCUUACCAGUUGAACUAAAUGGAAUUUUCCCUAUAUUUCUUAGUCUGAGUAGUCUUACUAGUUUAACUGCUGGGAAUUUUUCUCAAUAAAUACUAUCAGGCUUAAAUGUGUCAGUCAUAAAUAUUGCUAAAUUGUGUGCAUCUGAGACAGGAUAUUAAAAUAAUUACGUACAACUACGUAACAUAUUCAUACGUAUACUAUUGAAAGUAUGCAAUAUAUAAUUGAAAGACACUUUCCAAUAAUUAAAUUUUGCGCACUAAUUGUUGUGGUGAUGGCAAAUGCAGCGUUAAUGGAACUUGCGGUACUUUGAUGGGGUUUUGUAAAAAUAGAGUAAGAUAGACUGUAGACCGUUAGCUUACGAGUUUGACAAUUUAGUUUUUGUACAAUUUGGAUUCACUAGUUAGUGGAUUAAUUGCCUUCGAGCUGAGAAAUUGUAAACGUAAUGGUUAUUCAUAGUAAUUGGUGGACUUCAUAAAACGUUUUCGGUGAUGACGACACUCUUACGAUCGAUUUUUGUAAUGUUCAUAAUUUAAUAAUGCGUUUUGUUUGUCAAUGUAAUAAAGAAUACUAAAGAUUUAUAUAUGAGAGUAUACAGAUUUCCACUGUUAUACAAAAACAAAUUAUUGUCGUCGUUGAACAAUUAUAAUAAUUAUAUAUCGAUCCUUCAACUUUGCAUAUUACAAUGUCAAAACAAAACGCGGAAUCAAAUUAUCAGAUUUUUUUGUAUAUUUUCGCCAAGCGUAUAAAGGCGGAACUGUGCAUUUUGUUCAACCAGGUACCAAUUGUUUAAGACUAUUGAUUUGACAGUCAUGGCGAUGACGGCGCAGACCGGGGUCAAUGAACCCUCCUGCGCCAAUAUAACCGUAUGUCCACACCAACAAAUACGAGUCUAUCUUUUAUUAGUACUACAAUGCUAAAAAGAGAUAGAAACAUAUUCGUUUGCCUUCGUGGCACGGUGUGGAUGUAGCUUAAAACAUGCUUGUGUUGUAAAAAAUUACAUUGCACUAGAUAGUUUAUAUAGCGUUAUUUUGAUUAGAACGUUACGAUGUAGUGGCGCUUGUGUCGACCGUUCUGCACUUCAGUCUAAUCUGUAUGUUUUACAAUUUAUGUGAAUAUCUUUAUUUUGUCUAAUCGAGAUCAGUCCAUCCAAUUCGAUAUGAAAAAUUAAUUUCUAUGCGUUGUUUUUUUUCAUAAAGCAUCCGAUUGUUCCCGGCAAAAUUAUGUUAAUUGAAAAUGGGCUUUAAAUAGUCCUAUGUCGAUAAAUAAGAAUCACUUUUAAAAAAAGAUAUGUUACCCGUAAGAGGUGUCAAAAAAUGCAAAGUAAAGAUAUUUAUGCAAAUUAGAACUCUAUCCAGCUAUAGUUAAAGUUUAUUUUCCAAAUGCAAAGUGAUCAUAAACAAGACUUGGCCUGACGUGCACAAUCGUUAACAUGUUCUAACAUUUAUUAGUGGUAAAGAACUGAAUGCUAGCCUUAAUUUUAUUUAUGAUAAGUGCUAGGAUAAUAAAAUCACUCUUUUGAGUUAGAAAAUUA